Messenger RNA from Ochotona princeps (American pika), 627 nucleotides. RefSeq names its product secreted phosphoprotein 2 (gene SPP2). Gene Ontology annotation, cellular component: extracellular region. Lineage: Eukaryota; Metazoa; Chordata; Mammalia; Lagomorpha; Ochotonidae. The coding region runs from base 1 to 627 and encodes 208 amino acids. Gene Ontology annotation, biological process: bone remodeling. The transcript is spliced from 7 exons. The record is from RefSeq and is a predicted model, not a curated record.
AUGGAAAGGCUGGUGGUGAAGAUCCUGGUCGUGUUUGCUCUUGGGGCAGACCACUGGGCUUGCUCAGGCUUCCCUGUGUACAACUAUGACUCUGCCUCCUUGCAAGAAGCCCUCAGGGCCUCUGUGGCCAAAGUGAAUUCCCAGUCGCUGAGUCCCUACCUGUUUCGGGCAUUCAGAAGCUCACUCCAAAGAGUCAAUGCCUUGGACGAGGACAAUGUAAUCAUGAAUUUGGAAUUCAGCAUUCGAGAGACUACAUGCAGGGCGGAUUCUGGAGAAGAUCCUUCUUCGUGUGCCUUCCGAAGGGGCUACUACGUGCCAACAGUCACAUGCACAAGCACAGUGCAGAUGUCCGGAGAAGAGGUGCAGGACGUGUGGGCUCGCUGCCACUGGUCCUCCUUCUCCGACUCCAACAGCAGUGAAGAGAUGAUUUUUGGGGACAUCCUGAGAGCCAAUAGGUGGAGAAAUGAAUAUCCACUUGGUCUCACUCAUGAGGACCCCAGAAACGAACGCUUUUAUGAUGGCUCGGUCGGGUUCAAUUUGUCUGUGAUAAAACUUGCUGAUUCUUCAGCAUUAGAUAAAUUUUUGGAGAGCUUCAGCACUCUUUCUUCCUCCUUCAGUGAGGUGUGA